UUUUGUGUAUCAAUUAUUAGUUAUUAUUCUUUUGUCCUAAACCUUCUCUUAACCAGCCUAGCCUAGCAAUGGCAGGUACUACUCUUCUCCCCUAAUCCUCUCUAACCCUCCAUUCCCCAUUUCACAAACCUUAGGACAGGAUGGCCUCUUGUUACACCAGUCUUCAUCUCCUCCUCGGCCUCCUGUCUUUCCCCAUCUUUCUCUCCUCCGCUGCCACCACCUCCUCCUCUUCAGGAGGUAUCCGCCUUGGCCUUAUCCGAAAGCCUUCCUCCGAUAUCCCCACCUUCCGGGAAGCCCCAGCUUUUCGCAAUGGUGAGUUGUGUGGGGCAGAAAGAAUUCAUGUUACCAUGACCCUUGAUGCCAAUUACCUAAGAGGCACUAUGGCAGCAGUCUUAUCAAUCCUUCAGCAUUCUACCUGUCCUGAGAACGUUGAGUUUCACUUUCUUUGGGCACAUUUCGAGCCAGAGGUCUUCUCCAACAUUAAGUCUACCUUUCCUUAUCUUAACUUCAAGAUUUAUCGUUUCGACUCUAACCGUGUCCGUGGCAAGAUUUCUAAAUCAAUACGUCAAGCUUUAGACCAGCCAUUAAAUUAUGCAAGGAUUUACCUUGCUGAUAUACUUCCAUUAGAUGUUAAUAGAGUUAUAUAUCUAGAUUCUGAUCUUGUCGUUGUUGAUGAUAUUGCAAAAUUAUGGCAAGUCGAUUUAGAGGGAAAAGUUCUUGCUGCACCAGAAUAUUGCCAUGCAAAUUUUACAAACUAUUUUACAGAGUUAUUUUGGUCAAAUCUCGAAUGGGCAAAGACAUUUGAAGGAAAAAGGCCAUGUUAUUUUAACACAGGAGUGAUGGUAGUUGACGUGGAUAAAUGGAGAACAGGAGGGUAUACGCAAAAAGUAGAGGAGUGGAUGAUGGUCCAAAAACACCAGAGGUUAUAUGAUCUUGGGUCAUUGCCACCAUUUUUAUUGGUUUUAGCUGGGGACAUUAAAGCAGUGGAUCAUAGAUGGAACCAACAUGGAUUAGGAGGUGAUAAUAUUGAAGGCAAGUGUAGGAAUUUGCAUCCUGGUCCAAUUAGUUUGCUUCACUGGAGUGGGAAAGGGAAACCAUGGUUAAGGCUUGACUCAAGAAAACCAUGCUCUGUUGAUCGUCUUUGGGCUCCUUAUGAUCUUUAUCGCUCUUCAAUGCAUUCUUUGGAAGAUUGAGGGAGAAGAGAGGAGAAGAUUGGAUUGGAGAAGAAGAAGAAGAAGAAGAAGAAGAAGAAGAAGAAGAAGAAGAAAUAGAAGAAGAAGGAGAAGGGAAUGGUUGUAAAAUGAAGGGACUAAGUAGAUUAAUUAGGAGAUGAAUGAUUAAUAGGUAACCAAGAAGGGAAGAAAAAGAAGAAAAAAAAAUCUUUCUUGAUCAUUUCCAAUAUUUCCCUUCUGUAUAUUAUAGUAGAAUGGAAAGGAAAAUGAUAAAUUCUCAUUGAUUAAGAAAAUUUAUUUCAAAAAAUUUUCUUUCCAUUCUGCUUGUUCAUUAUCUUGAUUUAAAGGAGAAAAGAGGGGCAAAAGAGCAGGUUCUUUUUUAAAUUAUUCUGAUAUUCUUAUUUCUCUAGUCAGGUUAUGGUUAAAUGGUAGGUUUACAUGUCCCUCUAGACAACCAUUCUACUAACUAAUUAUUCUUUUAUUUCUAGAAUGAUGCCUUUUGUGUGUUCAAUAUUUUUUCCUUUGAAUUAUUUGCAGAAUUGAAAUAUAUAUGUUGUAGCAUUUCUUAUAUGGAUAC
Molecule: messenger RNA, 1749 nt
Organism: Ricinus communis (castor bean)
Lineage: Eukaryota; Viridiplantae; Streptophyta; Magnoliopsida; Malpighiales; Euphorbiaceae
Product: probable galacturonosyltransferase-like 4
Exons: 1
Coding region: 141-1193 (350 amino acids)
Cellular component (GO): Golgi apparatus
Molecular function (GO): glycosyltransferase activity
Source: RefSeq, a predicted model, not a curated record